AUGACCGCCAUCGGUAAGAUGGUAGCUGUUGGACUCCUGAACGCAGACUGCCAAGUCCUCCAUUAUCAAAAUUGGACUGCCCAAACUCAAACUUCGAUUCAUACGCUGGAGUGGUUGAUCGAUACAGUCCCCGGUGUCCUUAACACCCUCCACGACGGCGCUUUGUCCCUGGACCUCUCUCACUUCAACUUAGGAGGCUCAUUGACCACCGACGACUGGGAGGAUCAGUGGUUAAGCAUUAUCUUCCCCAUUGCUGGAACACCUGUCCUGAGGCUACUUCUUAGUAUUUCUGAACCCAUCUGCGUCGAACUAACUCCUCGACUUCCGUUCACUCCGCCGUUCUUGACCUUGAACGUGUUUGUCGACGCCCAGAGAUUCCCCGUUGCCGACAAUCCUUUCAUCGGUCUCGACGAUAUAACCAGGAACUCGUUAGCCAUCACGGGAUGGUUUGCCAACUACGUAUAUGCCAUGUUACCCAAAUGCAAGCCACAUAUGAAGAAGAAGUGUGAAGACUAUCCUGCCGACACAAAGCCGUUCCGAAAGCACGGGAAGAUAGCCUACGUCACUGGCUACUUCCAUGGUUUCUGCAACAAGAGCAUUGUCUUUUCUGAAAGCUGCACUUACAACCCUCUCGAGUUUGUCCCACUCAUCGAGAUCCUGAAGAUUGACUGGACUGCUGGUGAGCCAAGGCAGCACCCAGGAACCCGGGAUCUACUCGGCACACCAUCAAAGUCAGAGACCCCCGACCGUGGCAGGGGGAAGUUCAUCUUCGAUACCCUGGCUCAAAUGACUGCCAACGCGAAGGGGCCAACUACCCCAUCCAAAUCAAGUGGGUAA
Colletotrichum orchidophilum is the source of this 837-nucleotide messenger RNA. RefSeq lists its product as uncharacterized. Lineage: Eukaryota; Fungi; Ascomycota; Sordariomycetes; Glomerellales; Glomerellaceae. The record is from RefSeq and is a predicted model, not a curated record. The transcript has 3 exons. The coding region runs from base 1 to 837 and encodes 278 amino acids.